Tachysurus vachellii is the source of this 1270-nucleotide messenger RNA. RefSeq lists its product as uncharacterized. The transcript is spliced from 2 exons. The record is from RefSeq and is a predicted model, not a curated record. Lineage: Eukaryota; Metazoa; Chordata; Actinopteri; Siluriformes; Bagridae. The coding region runs from base 146 to 793 and encodes 215 amino acids.
CAACUUCUGUUCUCCUGAACUUUAACUCCACUUCCUGUAAAUACGGAACUCAGUGAUAUGUCCUGGACCUCGGACCACAAGAGUUUUGUUGUUCUGAAGAAAUCAAUCUUCCAUUCCUUAAAAUCAACUCACCUACAAAUUGACCAUGACCAACCCACGGAUGCUAAAAGAACUGACCGAUCUCAAAAACUCGAGAUUUGGUCGACCGUAUCCGAGACACGGCCUCAAGCUGCUGUACUGGUUUGCGAACGACUUUAUGUUUUUUAACAACAACAAUAAGAUGUGCUGCAAGUACAGUCCAAAAAAUUAUUUUUAUGGCUUUCAUCGAUUUAAUAACCGACGCGACAAAAACGGCGUUAAACUCCUGCCUGAAGCCAACCUGAGAUACUACGUGGUAGGCAACCUGAACAGCGAAGGAGCAGACGAGCUGCCUGAUUACGUCCGGGAAGAUUACGGUGGCUUUAAAAAUGGUAACAACAUGGACCGUAUCAUAGUGUGUGUGGAUGAUCAGUUCAUCGAAAGUGUCUAUGUGACCGAACACAGUGAUCGGACAGAUUUCGACAAAGAAGCCACCUUUUUUAUCAGCAAGGAGCUCUUGAUGAUUAUCAGGGAGAUGACCUUUGAGGAAUUUCUCUCAAAAGCUGGGUAUUCAAGACCAGGACUGGACUGCGGUCAGAAAACUGGGGUUUCAAGACCACAAGUGAGCACGGUUCAAAGUUCUGUGGAAGAAGAAAUCAACAGUUUUUGGGAUGAUAAUGAAACCACAAAGUGCUGCAGAUGCGUCAUACUUUAGACACGAGUGUGUAGGUGACGCAUCGUUACACAAACUUUACAUGAAUUUAAACCACAUGAUUUCUGUCGGUUCUAAAAAAUUCUACAACAGCUAAUUUAUUUGUGUUAUUUAAAUCUCUGGAAAUAAUCGCAACUGUGAGCUGCAUUACAACACUGCUGAUGUACGCAGUGUAGAAACUAGCUAUCGAUGCAAUGACUGAUGUUUCAAGCCUUCUCGUAUCACCGCACUAUUUUUUUGUAUCAAUUAUAAAAUUAUUUUUUAUGUAUAACAUUUUUGUCCCUGCUUUCAUAAAGACCUUCCUCUUAUCAUCUGCCACUGCUAUAAAAUGUGUUACUUGUACCACAGCGCUGUUUAAUUCUGGACUGUGAUUGGUCAGAAGUUACCAUUAUUAAUACCAUGAUUCAUUUUUGUUAACAAAUCUCAGGUUUAUAUCAGGAUGUUCACAGGGACUUAUAUGAAGGACAUUACCUUUAAUCU